Suillus clintonianus is the source of this 2106-nucleotide messenger RNA. Its product is annotated as amino acid permease. Bases 336 to 1967 code for a protein of 543 amino acids. The record is from RefSeq and is a predicted model, not a curated record. Gene Ontology annotation, molecular function: amino acid transmembrane transporter activity. Gene Ontology annotation, biological process: amino acid transmembrane transport. Gene Ontology annotation, cellular component: membrane. Lineage: Eukaryota; Fungi; Basidiomycota; Agaricomycetes; Boletales; Suillaceae. The transcript is spliced from 15 exons.
CCUCACCGAAAUCGAUCUCCCCUGCGAACUCGCCCCACAAUAAUAACAUUCGCAAUAAAGCCAUCAGUGCACGUGAUCGCUUGAUCAGAGCGUUGACAGAUUUCACCAAUUCAGCUCGACCCAAUCAUCAAUGGCAGCACAUCUCAUUCAGUAGCAAUCUCAUACAAUGGAUAAUCUUGUUGCGGCAUGCCUGGAGGAUCUGUGCCCAUAAAAUUUUCGAUCCGUCGAAAGCGGCUGUCCCACGUUGGGAUUCCGCGUUGAACGCCUUACUGAUAUGAGGUGUAUUUAUUGUCCAAGUCCAGGGAACAUCCACAUAAGGUUUUCGUACGGGAAGGAUGAUACCUCUGUGUUUCACAGCAAAGACGCCAAAAGUGCUUGCCAAUGCCUAUGACCCUGAACACAGCGAACUGCCCGACACCACUGUCUUACUUUCGAACGUGCCACUUCAACGACGCCUGAAGGAGCGUCAUGUUGUCAUGAUCAGCAUUGGAGGCGUCAUUGGUACGGGCUUGUUCCUAGGCACUGCGACGGCAUUGAUGGAGGGUGGUCCUAUGGGACUUCUACUCGGGUAUACGUUCAUGGGUACAAUGUGCUACUGCGUGAUGAUAACUGUCGGGGAAAUGAUCGCUCUCCUUCCCAUUCCAGGCGGUCAUAUCAGACUCGCGGAAAGAUUUGUCGAUCCAGCCUUCUCCUUUGCGAUGGGUUGGAAUUGCUGGUACUGUUGGACGUUUACGAUACCUGCUGAGUUAUCAGCUGCCGCUACUCUCAUCGACUAUUGGAAUCCUGGAGUAAACAAUGCUGUGUGGAUCACGAUGUGUUUGGUUAUUGCCGUUGGAAUCAAUCUUUUUGGCGUUGGGACCUAUGGAGAAAUGGAGUUCAUAUUUGCGUCCAUCAAAGUCGUCACGAUAACAGGGCUUCUUAUACUUGGCAUUGUGCUAGACCUGGGGGGUGGCCCAAGUCAUGAUCGUAUUGGGUUUCGAUACUGGAAAAAUCCCGGACCGUUUGUACAGUUCGAUGGCAUAGCUGGAGCUACAGGGCAGUUUCUAGGGUUUGUCCGUGUACUCAUCCAAGCUGCCUUUUCUUUUAUUGGAACCGAGGUCGUCACUAUGGCAGCGGCAGAGAUGAAAAACCCUCGAUACGCCAUGCCGCGGGCGAUACGGACAGUGUGCAUCCGAAUUCUCCUAUUUUACAUUGGGGGCGUUUUUGUCAUUGGGUUGCUCGUCCCUUCGAACAACCCUCUUUUAAGUCUCUACUCUUCCAACAUCUCCUCAUCUCCGUUCGUGAUUGCUAUCAACCAGGCUGGAAUUAAAUAUCUACCUUCGAUCUUGAACGCAGUUAUCUUAACUUCUGCUUGGUCCGCCUCUUCAAGCGACUUAUAUUUGUCAUCGAGGGGAUUAUAUGGCCUUGCUGCUGCUGGGAAUGCCCCCAAGUUUUUCAUGCGCACAUCCCGUUCGGGCCAUCCAUAUGUAGCCGUCAUUUUUUGCUCCUUGUUUUCCCUUUUGUCAUACAUGGUUGUGAACACCAGCUCCGGCAUUGUUUUUACCUGGUUUUCGAACAUGACCGCUACCGCAGGACUCUUGGCGUGGUUCUGUAUCGGGGUGACCUACAUCCGGUUCCGUCGGGGAUUACUGGCACAAGGGUAUGACAGGAAACGUUUACCAUACGCCUCGAGACUCCAGCCAUAUGCAUCGUGGUGGGUGAUUGCUUCGUCACUGGUAACUCUCCUGUUCAGCGGAUGGCAAGUCUUUUUGAAAGCCAAUUGGUCCAAUGCGACGUUUGUGACGACAUAUUUGCCUGUCAUACUGUUCCCGGUGCUGUAUGCGACUGCGAAAUGUGUGAUGCGGGUACCCCUGGUGAAACCGAGCGAGAUGGAUUUCAAGUCCGGGACAGAGGACAUAGAGACUGAGAGAUCCAAAGAACACUCACCAAGAAAUUGGGGAGAGGCGGUCUGGAUGAGCUUGACGUGAUGAACGUUCACGCGUUCAUAUCUUUUUUCGCGGACACGGUGGUGUACAAUGUGCAACUAGCGAUACGUUCCAUAGAUAAGGAUGCAGUGCACAGGUCAGGCCCGACUUGUACUGAUGGAAACCCGCUCACUCGCAGGGC